GAUCUCCACCCUCAAAAUCCAAAUAUCGACGAUUCCGUAUUGAGUUCUACACUUUUUCAUUCCCUUUGUCCCUCCCUGUCUUUCCUGAAAGACAAACUUUGCGUUCAACCUUUUGUUGCAAACUCAGAAAAAACAUAGAGAGAAAAUCAAAGAAAAAAAUGGCGGCUUUUGUUUCACAAAGACAGAUUAAUGUUGAAAUUUCUCAAGAAUGGUCGGAUGCUGCGAAUUCCAUACUUAAUACUUCCCCAGCUUCACUAAUUCAAGUUGUCUUCAUUUGUGGUGCUAAAAACAGUGGCAAAACUACGUUCUCUCGUUACCUUCUCAACACUUUUCUUACUAAGUAUAAAAGAGUAGCUUACCUGGACACAGAUGUAGGACAAUCGGAGUUCACUCCGCCUGGAUGUCUUUCACUUACUAUCAUUGAUGAAGCAACUCCAGACUUGACAAUCCCUUGCCUAAAAACGCCUCAAAGAUGUUACUUCUUUGGAGAUGUUUCUUCAAAACAGGACCCGGAGUUAUACUUGAAUUGCAUAUAUGCUUUAUAUGAUCACUAUAGAAAGGAAUUUCGCUCUUCAAGUAAGAAAGGAAAUCCAAGUGUGGCUGAGCUGCCUCUCAUUAUCAAUACAGCAGGCUGGGUGAAAGGUCUUGGUUUCGAUAUAUUGUGUGAUAUGUUGAGACACAUUGCUGCAACACACGUGGUCAAGAUAAAUAUAUUUUCUGGGAAAAAGGGGGAGGGGGAUAAAAAAGAUUUACCUGCUGGGGCAUUUUGGCUGGAUGAGCUUGAUGAGUCUUCGGUAAAUUUAGUGGAAAUCAGUCCUGGUCGCAAGGAUUCCUACAACCGAUCGGUGUUGGUGAAAAAGGAAGCACGUCAUAUACGAGAGCUAAGAUUGAGGGGUUACUUUAGGCAGUGCUUGGCAAGUGAUAUGAGUAUCACCACAAUCGAGGAACUUGCACUUGCAUUAGCUUCUCAUACUCCCUACCAAGUCCCAAUAUCAAGUAUCAAAAUUAAGCAACUGCAUUGUGAGGUUUCAAAUACUGAAGUAUUCUGCAGUUUGAAUGCAACUAUAGUUGGCUUGGCUGUUAGUUGUGCAGACCCUCAAUCAUUGCCCAUCUGUGUUGGCCUUGGUAUUGUUAGAGGAAUUGAUUUAUCGAAGAAUGUGAUUUAUUUGAUCACACCUGUUCCUCAUAAGAUCCUAGCCGGUGUAGAUCUUCUCCUUCAAGGAUUUAUCGAGAUACCUACUGGUUUGCUGCAGGCGCAGGGUUGUAUUUCACCGUACAUGUCUGCAAAUGUCUUAUCGUUGAAAGAACUAGCGGAUAAAAUUCCUCUUACCAAAUCUGUUCAGAGCAGCGAGUGAAGAUAUGUAAUUUAUACUUGACUGUAAUAUAGACUUGAUUUAGUUUUUAAUUAGCAUUUAGAACAUGUUGUGGGUUUGAUGUCUUGCUGGUCAUAUGACUAGCCAAAGGGGAAAAGCAUCCACCCAUAAAACAAUUUACAGAUGAACAUUUCAAGACAUUACUAUAUAUUACAGUGCCUUGUUAAGGGUCA
Molecule: messenger RNA, 1546 nt
Organism: Amaranthus tricolor (Joseph's coat)
Lineage: Eukaryota; Viridiplantae; Streptophyta; Magnoliopsida; Caryophyllales; Amaranthaceae
Product: polynucleotide 5'-hydroxyl-kinase NOL9
Exons: 9
Coding region: 159-1355 (398 amino acids)
Biological process (GO): cleavage in ITS2 between 5.8S rRNA and LSU-rRNA of tricistronic rRNA transcript (SSU-rRNA, 5.8S rRNA, LSU-rRNA)
Cellular component (GO): nucleus
Molecular function (GO): polynucleotide 5'-hydroxyl-kinase activity
Source: RefSeq, a predicted model, not a curated record